This is a messenger RNA of Rana temporaria (common frog), 2456 nucleotides long. It is a transcript of the gene IL6R, whose product is annotated as interleukin 6 receptor. The record is from RefSeq and is a predicted model, not a curated record. Gene Ontology annotation, molecular function: protein binding; cytokine receptor activity. Gene Ontology annotation, biological process: cytokine-mediated signaling pathway. The transcript has 10 exons. Lineage: Eukaryota; Metazoa; Chordata; Amphibia; Anura; Ranidae. The coding region runs from base 166 to 1419 and encodes 417 amino acids. Gene Ontology annotation, cellular component: membrane; external side of plasma membrane.
CACAGAGAGACUCCAGAGAGACUCCAGAGAGCGCAGUGCAUGGAAAGAGACGGCUGACACCGAGAGAUCCUCAACGCACCCAAAGCGCCCGGGCAGAGCCAACCUCACCACCGAUGGUGCAAACCAGAGGCAGAUCGGGGAGGGCUCAGCCGUUGGGUGGGUAGCAUGAAACGCUGGCACUCCUUUCUCAUCCUCAUGUACUCCGGACUUCUCCCGACCUUCGCCAACAUCCACUGCCCAACGCCAGCGCCCUCGGAGAACACCCAGGUGGUCCCACUCCGCUCGGACGUGAACCUCACCUGUCCCGGCUGCCGCGGUCAGACAUGGUGGAGUCGCCACAACCGGACGAGGAAGCUGCAGGACGGCUCCCACCUGUCCCUGACGUCUAUCGGCUAUGAGGAUGAGGAUACCUACACCUGUCACCAGGGCGGCGCCCCCGUCUGUACCGUGCAGCUGCUGGUGAAAGAUGACAUUGAGAAGCCGCAGAUUUCGUGUUACAUCCGCCACCCCACCCACAACAUCACCUGCGACUGGCAGACCACGAGGGAGCUCCGCCCACACGCCAAGGUCACGCUCAUCGCUUGGAUGCUGAAAGGGAACCACAAAAAGAACCGCUGCUCUUACAUCCCAUUGGCCGGUAAAUUCACCUGCUCCACGCUGUACAAAGAAGGAGACAUUGGGCGGCACGUCUUGUCCCUCUGCGUCAUCGGUCGGACCGACAGCCAGACCAGCAACACAGUGGACAGCACCUCGGAGAUGCUAGUGCAGCCCGACCCCCCAAUCAACGUGACGGUCACCUCGUUGGAGCAUCAACCCCGCAAGCUCCGGGUCUCCUGGUCGCCCCCCAGGACAUGGCCGAACAACUUCUAUCAGCUGCAGUACCAAGUGCAGUACCGUGUGGAGGGCACCCUGCAUGUCUCCAAUGGGACGACCAUCGACAAGCACUUCAUGAUCAAUGACGCGCUGGAGAGGAAACGGCACGUGGUGCGCGUGAGGGCGAAAGAGGAGUUUGGGCUGACCUGGAGCGCGUGGAGUGAAGAGGCGGUUGGCACCCCCUGGUCAGCAAAAGAGGAAAGCGAGCCGCCCACAACGACGGACUUUGAGGGCUUCAUUAUGACAUCAUCGGAAGAAGAGGAACCAGAAGCAAUAACAGUGGAGAAGCCCCCUGCCCCCGUCCCCCGCUAUGUGUUGCUUGUGGCGGGGGUCAGUUUUGUCAUCGUCCUUGUCCUAUUCCUGGGUAUACUAAUGAGAAAUGGAGAGAUGAAUCUGCUGAAGCUGAAAGGCGGCCUGCUGAGGGUCCUUUUCCAGCCGGCGCGGAGAAUCCCCGCAGUGCCGCAGCCCCGUCCCGGCGAGCCCCUCCUGACGGCGCUGCGCCCCUUUCCCGAAUCGGUGACCGUCACCGUGCCCAAGCCGUUGUGACGCAGAAGACUAGACUGUGGCCCGGAGGUACGAAGUUCGGACUUAACCCUCGGGCAGGGGCCAACCUAGGGGCCCCCCGUGCUGGCCAAUCGGAAGACGGCGGAGUUUGAAACAACGACGGCGUCAUCGACGGACGGACACAAACUUUUAUUUCACAAAGAUAAAAUUUUAUGAGGAUUUUCUGGUCCCCAAAAAAAAAGUUUUAUUUUAUUGGACAGCGAGAUCUUUUAGGUCUAUAGGACUUUAUACAUGUUGGUGCUGUUAUGGUGCGCCGGUAUCUACGACCGCGGCACUGAGUUCCCACCCACAUUGUUACAGGAAGUGAAGAGAGCGGCUAAAAAAUGAUUCCCCCCAUAACAGUUGCAAUGCAGAGAGCUCUAUUACUACACGCUGAUAUAUAGUAACCUGCAUAUGGAUCCGAUGGUGGCCAAUCCAAUCAUGAUGGGAGUCCUGGAAGAUCUGUCCUACGAAAAAAGUCCUACAUCCCCAUCUGCUUGUAUUGCCUUAGUCAGGGGGAGCACCUGGGCAAAGAAGGAGGGGCACUAGGGUAAGAGGGGGAGCACUAUGGUAAAGAAGGAGGAGCACUAGGACAAGAGGAGGAGCACUAGGACAAGAGGCGGAGCACCAUGGUAAAGGAGGAGGAGCACUAGGACAAGAGGAGGAGCACUAGGACAAGAGGCGGAGCACCAUGGUAAAGAAGGAGGAGCACUAGGACAAGAGGCGGAGCUCCAUGGUAAAGGAAGGGGACUAGGACAAGAAGGGGAGCACUAUGGUAAAGAAGGAGGAGCACUAGGACAAGAGGAGGAGCACUAGGACAAGAGGCGGAGCUCCAUGGUAAAGGAAGGGGACUAGGACAAGAAGGGGAGCACUAUGGUAAAGAAGGAGGAGCACUAGGACAAGAGGAGGAGCACUAGGACAAGAGGCGGAGCUCCAUGGUAAAGGAAGGGGACUAGGACAAGAAGGGGAGCACUAUGGUAAAGAAGGAGGAGCACUAGGACAAGAGGAGGAGCACUAGGACAAGAGGCGGAGCACCAUGG